This is a messenger RNA of Drosophila miranda, 1673 nucleotides long. RefSeq names its product WASH complex subunit 1 (gene wash). Gene Ontology annotation, biological process: exocytosis; endocytic recycling; Arp2/3 complex-mediated actin nucleation. The coding region runs from base 24 to 1493 and encodes 489 amino acids. The record is from RefSeq and is a predicted model, not a curated record. Gene Ontology annotation, cellular component: recycling endosome; WASH complex; early endosome. NCBI's taxonomy places the organism in Eukaryota, Metazoa, Arthropoda, Insecta, Diptera, Drosophilidae. Gene Ontology annotation, molecular function: gamma-tubulin binding; alpha-tubulin binding. The transcript has a single exon.
AUUAAAGUAUUAUUUAUCCUAAAAUGGACGCCAACAACUACCUACAAAGCGCCUACCAAGUUGCGAUAGUACCGACAGAUCUACAUCAUGAGGCGACUAUAAUCAAAGCAGCCCAGUCUCUGGAUUGCCUACACAAAACAAUAAAUUCUAUUUUCGAGCGGAUUGAUGCCAGACUCGAAAGAAAUGGUGCCAAGGUCCAGGACAUAAACAGACGUGUGAGGCGAGCGCAGGCGAAAAUAGAUGCACUGGUCGGGUCCAAACGAGCCAUUCAAAUAUUCGCUCCGGCCCGAUUUCCUGCCGGCGACGUGCUGGUCAGCAUUGCUUCCACCUUUCCACAGGUGGCUGGCAAACUAAUGGAAGAGAAUCACGAAAAUGCACACUGUCGACAGCAAGAGUCGGCAUCAGUGGCAGAUGAUGAUCCUAUUUCCUUUCAUGUGCGAGCCGAGCAGGAACAUGAAGCCCCGUUGGUCGCCGAGAGAAAGAUGACUAAUCGGACUUCCGGCUUGGGUGGUCUUCCCUUGACUGGCGUAAAAUCGGUCCCAUCAUUGAUGCGUUUCAACACCAACGAGUUUGCUUACGGUGAUGAUUUGAAUGCUUGGAAGCGUUCUCUUCCCCCGCAGAGGACAAGACGUACAGCCAGCCAAGCCAAGGUAACGACGGAGAACCUACUAGCCCCGGCUCCGCAUUCACUGGCUUAUGGCACCACAAAGUUGGCGACUCCUGCCGGGGAUUUGCGAUACAAUCCAGCCGCUUUGGCUGCCCCAGCCAUCGAUGUGCCCUUGGAUUUGCCCGACCUUCCUGGCAUAGCCAACGACUUGCAAUAUGAGCCUGUUGAAGAGAAUACGCCCAUUGCUCCGUCCCAGCAGUUUGGAGAGUUGCCAGAAUUACCCGGAUUGGAGGAACAGGAGAUCACAGUGCAGGCUCUGGCAGCGCAAACGCACGUACCAGUGCCAGAUAAGAAGACAGUACGAAGAUCAGUUGGAUCAGUUCCUGUAUCGACGCCACCACCGCCACCGCCUCCACCACCACCACCACCACCCCCGACUCCUCCAAAUGUGGUCACGCAUCCACCCCUUCCUACCCGAGGUCCCAUCAAACCCCUUUCUCCUUCUCGUGAAACUCCCCUUAUCAUGCCACCCCCUCCUCCCCUCCCCGCUGACCCACGAUCAGAGCUUAUGGCUGCCAUACGGAAUGCUGGAGGAGCACUUGGCGGACGUCUCCACUCGGCUGCGGCUGCACCCCUCGAUGUGGUGGACACGACGAGAUCCAAAGCAGGAACCAGUGCCACUGGUGAUCUUAUGGCGGAUCUCCACAAUAAGCUCCUGCUAAGACGUAAAGGAAUCUCGGGCAGUCAGAAUCCCGGAGAUCCUACCGCUGGUAAUCCGCUAAUGCACCAGCUAUCCAAGGUUAUACCGCCACCUGUAGAGUCGGAAAAAUCCCCUCAAUCAAGCGAGGAAGAGCACUCUGAGGAGGACGUGGAUGCGUGGACGUAAUUAAACUAGACGAAUAUGCCUUAGCACCAGGUUCAUGUGCCUUCCAUGGCUUUAAAAAAUAGCAUCAAAUUACCUCUUAAAUUUAAUUUUUGGCAAUGCCCGAGCAAUCAUGCAAAUUAGUAAAGUUUUAAAUUUUAAUAAAAUACAAAAAUAUAACCCUUCAAGGGUAUACAAAUGAAA